AUGUCAUACAAUGACCACCUCGUUCAUGCCCACGGCGGCGCUGGCCGUCGAGGUAAACGGGUCUGGAAGGCUUGCGAGCGAUGCCGCAUGAAGAAGACCAAGUGCGAUGGUGAAUUUCCCUGCCAGCGUUGCAACGAUGAUGGUUUGAUCUGCACUGCGAGUGUCAGAAAGAGACCUGGUUACAAACAGCUGCCAAGCGGCUACGCCGAGGUACUGGAGAACACCCAAUUGGUUCUUGUCGCGACGAUCCGCAAGCUUUACGAAAUGGUUCGUAAUCAUGAUGAGUGGCAUCUUGGGGAACCCCGUUGCAACGACCGUGGACAAGCCAUCAUCCACAAUAUUGCCCAGAAGCUGGCCUGUAUUCGUUCCAAUGGAGAUAUCGAUCUUCCCGUCCAGUCUGUGUUCCCUGAAGACAUGGAGGGCAUGAAGCAUCUUGCCAAUAUCCUCAGGAAGCAACAGGCGGGUUUAGAGGCUGAGGACGGCUCCAAUCAGAGCAGUGACGGGUUCAGUAGCUGCAGUACAGAGGCCAUGUCCCCUGAAUACCACUCUGAUUUGGACCACGAGUUGUGCGUUAUGGCCCCUGAGAGCCAGGACAGCCCUCUACAGAGGUCCUACACCCCAGAGAACAUUGGAACUGCCAGCAACCAGCUCGCCCUCGCGGAGAAUUCCGAUCUCGGAAAUUAUCAAAUUUACCCAUCAUCACAGCUCGAUGAGUUCUCUUAUGCGUUGGAGACGUCAAUGUUCCAGCCUUGCUACAAUAUUGAGAGCAGCAGAAGCCCACCACAGGCUCAGUUUAACACAACAGCCGUUAGUACUGAGCCAUUUGGACCCAAUACCGAGUUUGAGCCUAUUAUGGCGCAGACGACGUCUGAAAAAGACUCCCGGGACCUUUUCAUGCCUUUAAAUAUCCACUUAUCUUGGGAGUAUUCCAAGCCAAGAGCUGUAGACGACUCAAUGCUGAGUCGCUUCAUCAAGCAAGAGACGCUCUCAGCUCAUUCUGAGGCAACUAGUCAGCUUGAAGAACCAGUGGAAUAUUCUGCAUAUGUAGGAGGCUUCUAA
This is a messenger RNA of Clonostachys solani, 1059 nucleotides long. NCBI's taxonomy places the organism in Eukaryota, Fungi, Ascomycota, Sordariomycetes, Hypocreales, Bionectriaceae. The record is from the annotation of a GenBank genome assembly.